This is a messenger RNA of Cuscuta europaea, 961 nucleotides long. The record is from the annotation of a GenBank genome assembly. Lineage: Eukaryota; Viridiplantae; Streptophyta; Magnoliopsida; Solanales; Convolvulaceae.
UAUUGAUUCAUUUUCUUUUUUACCAAAAGUUUUUUGUAUUGAUUGUAAAUAAUUUAAAAUAAAUUUUAAUUUCCACUUUCUCUUUAGACAAAUCUCAUACAUGCUCUAAAGUAUUAGAUUUUGCGCUUAGUUGUUUGAAAAAGGAUGAAUAUUAUACAUGUUGUUUUGUCUCAUGGGUUCCGUCAUUGACAAAUCAUCCAGUCUCCCACCAGGCUGCGUUCUCUUUACCAGAUGUUUCGUCUCUGCCAUUUCGCUGGAUCUACCAUGUCUGGCCAUCCGGGUUCGUAGUCUAUCCCUUCAAUUCGCAACUCAUGUCUAUCCCUCUUGCUACUUUGCAAUCCUACCUAGUUUUCUCCGCUCCAAAUGUAACUAAUAUUGUCACAACCAAAUUAUCUACACAAUUAAAUGUUUUUUGGUUCCUCAUGAUUUAUCGGGGGUUGCUGAUGGCUCGUUACCAGUACCGUCGUUAUAUGUUAUUAAUGCAUCUCGACACCAAGUUUUAAAUAUGGAUUACACUUGAAUAUUCGUCGCGUACUCUUUCAAGAGAUAUUCUUGUCGAUGUUCAUGAUAUGAAGUUUUUGUUCAAAUUUGGGAACAUCUCCAAGCCCGGUUUAUGUAUGCUGGUCUUGGUCGUUAAUGGAGCUCAAACGCAUGUUAUCUCAUGUGAAGAAACAAGAGUCAAACUAUGGAACAGUAUUUACGACAAAACAAAGUGAUCACCGACGCACUUGCCACCGGCAAGGGCAGCCCCAUCUGGGCAACAACACGACCAAUCUAAUGGUGGCCGAAGACAGUGUGGAUCCCACGGCAGGGGUGGCCGCAGUUGUGGCCGAGGCCACAGUUUUUAUGGACAACGGGCUCCUACUUUUUAUCGUGCACCAGGGGUUCAUCUUGGAGGACAUAUUCAUGGGAACUCAGUGUGUAAUCGAGGUCAGAUGAUGUUGUUCAAUAGAAUCCGGUC